Messenger RNA from Carica papaya (papaya), 1978 nucleotides. Lineage: Eukaryota; Viridiplantae; Streptophyta; Magnoliopsida; Brassicales; Caricaceae. The record is from RefSeq and is a predicted model, not a curated record.
CAAGAUAUUUGGGAUAAAUUUCGAUUGAGAAUUGUGAGGUGGUUGUUCUUUGAAGAUCCAACAACUAUCAUCUUAUUUAUCUUCCCUCCUCGCAUUUUUUUUCGUUUGUUUAGUUGGAUUUUUGUCCUGAAUUCUUUUGUUUGUCACUUUGCUUUCUCUUUCUUUCUUUCUUUCGUUCCUUUUUUUUCCUUUUUCUUCACGUAUUCUGCUCUUCUUCUCUCUGUAGUCUGUCCUCUAUUUUCGUUCUCUAGCCUGAGGGAGACCCAGAGGCCAGAGGACGUCAUUCUUGUGAAAACUCCUUCUGGGUCUUCAAUGGCGAGCUGGGUUUUAUUAGAAUGUGGGUUAAAGCCUCUGCCUCAUAUCUUCCUCAAACCCAGAACUGGAUUAACCUCCCAUAAGCUUAGAGCUCUGCACCCAAACAAGACUAUGACAGAUCUAAAUCUGUCUCCAAUCAGAUUAUCAUGUUCCCAUUUUAGAAAGCGAGACUGGGGGCUGAACGUGAGUGUUCCGUUGAGGGUUCCAACUAUUGAUGGAGAGGAAAAGGAGGGGCGAAAUGAGAAAAUAAAUGGCGCAAGUGAAAUUGGAGAAGAACAAGGGGGAGGAGCCGAGUUCGAUCCUGGUGCGCCACCUCCAUUCAACCUAGCUGAUAUUCGAGCCGCCAUUCCAAAACAUUGUUGGGUAAAGGAUCCAUGGAGGUCUAUGAGCUAUGUAGUGAGAGAUGUUGCUGUGGUUUUUGGCUUAGCUGCAGCUGCAGCUUAUCUUAAUAACUGGGUAGUUUGGCCUCUUUAUUGGGUUGCUCAGGGAACAAUGUUCUGGGCUCUGUUUGUUCUUGGCCAUGACUGUGGUCAUGGAAGCUUUUCAAACAAUCCUAAGCUAAACAGUGUAGUGGGGCAUUUCCUGCAUUCUUCAAUUCUUGUGCCUUAUCAUGGAUGGAGAAUUAGCCAUAGGACUCAUCACCAAAACCAUGGACAUGUUGAGAAUGAUGAAUCAUGGCAUCCGGUCAGUUGUUUUUCUCUCUUAAAUAUGUCACUAGGACUCUGCGUUUCACAUUGCCAUUUUCCCAUGCUUGCUUAUCCUUUCUAUCUGUGGGGUAGAAGUCCUGGAAAAUCUGGUUCUCACUUUGACCCUAACAGCAACUUGUUUGUCCCGAGUGAGAAGAAUGAUAUAAUAACCUCCACUGCUUGUUGGACUGCAAUGGCUGCUUUGCUUGUUGGGUUAUCUUUUGUGAUUGGUCCACUUCAAUUGCUUAAACUCUAUGGAAUUCCAUAUUGGAUUUUUGUUAUGUGGCUGGACUUUGUGACAUACUUGCAUCAUCAUGGUCAUGAAGAGAAACUUCCUUGGUAUCGUGGAAAGGUAUGGAGUUACCUAAGGGGAGGACUUACGACGCUUGAUCGUGAUUACGGAUGGAUCAACAACAUCCACCACGAUAUUGGAACCCACGUCAUACACCAUCUCUUUCCUCAAAUUCCACAUUACCACUUAAUAGAGGCUACCGAGGCUGCCAAGCCAGUACUUGGGAAGUAUUAUCGGGAGCCUGAGAAAUCAGGGCCAUUACCAUUUCACCUGAUCGGAAGUUUAAUUAGAAGCCUGAGGAUCGAUCAUUAUGUUAGUGACACUGGGGAUGUUGUUUAUUACCAGACUGAUCCUCAGCUCAGUGGCUGUGCUAAAUCAGACUAAGUAUGAGCUUUGAUACUUCCAAGGCUACUGCAGCUAUCAAUGUUUCUGCAUUAACUUGCUUAACCUUUGUUCCAAUGGCAGACUGCAGCCAUGAUUUAAAAGGCUUGACCUUCCCAUUUUGAAGGGCGAUUAGAUUGAUCCCUUGAAAGGGUAAUGCAACUAUCUUGUGAACAAAGCAAGAUUAUAAUUUAUGUGUAGGCUGUAAGAUGUAUAUUUAUUCUUCCUCUGGAAGUAUUCUUUUUUCAAAACAGAAGAAAAUUGAUCACAAGAUAUCAAUAAAAUAACGAUUUCCCUUGUCUCA